This is a messenger RNA of Schistosoma spindalis, 1107 nucleotides long. The record is from the annotation of a GenBank genome assembly. NCBI's taxonomy places the organism in Eukaryota, Metazoa, Platyhelminthes, Trematoda, Strigeidida, Schistosomatidae.
AUGAUAUCACAAUUACAACAACAAUUACAACAUCAAUCUAGACAUUAUACAUUUGAUAAUUCAGUGAAUAAUACAAAUCUUUCACAAUAUUGUUUAAAUUUACCUGAAUUGAAUUGUAUACAUAAUAUAUCUGAAUAUGAUCAAAAUAUUACUGAUAAUCAUCAACAAGAAAAAUUGAAUACUAUUAAUGACAAUGUUAAUACUAACGGUAAUGGAGAUAUUAAACUUAAAAUUUGCACUACAAUUAUUUCGAAUAGUACUACUACUACUACUAUUACUACUACUAGUACCACUACAGUUGGUGAGAUUGUUAACUCUACUGAAGAUAUUAAACAAGAUUCUAGCAUUAUUAAUCAUUGUUUGCCUAGGAAAAAUAAAUUGGAUAAUCAACUCAAUGAUUAUAAUAAUUCAAUAUCUCUUCAUUCAAGUCUUCCGAAUAGAGUUUGUUAUUCACCGACUACUACUACUACUACCACUACUACUACUACUACUACUACUACUACGACGACGACUAUAUGUGAUAAAAAUAAUAUCGAAUUCAAUGAAGAAAUAUGUUAUAUUACAAAAUAUCCUCGACUUCAUAAUACUUUAUCAGAAUUUAAUAAGCAUAACAAUAAUAGUAGUACAACUGAUGAUAAUAAUAAUCAGAAUAUUUUAGAACAAACAGGUAAUCAAAUAGAAUUUUAUGAAUUUCAAAGAAAUGUCAAACAACUUAUUGAUUAUGGAUUAAAUAAUCAUUUAAAGAAUGAAUCCAUUUCAAUGGAUUAUUUACAACAAAAACAACAAUCUACAUCACCAUUAUCAUCAUUAUUGUUAUCAUCAUCAUCUUCAUCAUCAUCAUCAUGUACAUCAUCUUUAAAUAACCAUAUCAACAAAGAGCAUAUUCUUUCAUCUUUGAAAAAGAAUGAAAAUAACAAUAAUAAUAAUAAUAAUAAUAAUAAUAAUAAUAAUAAUAGUAAUAAUAUAAAUGAACUGUAUCGAAGAAAAAAUAAUUCCAUGUUGGAUUCAUUAAAUUUUAAAUUAGAUAAAACAAUAGAAAAAAUAGAUGUUUUAAAUCAUUUACAAAAAUUUAGUAAGUUAAUAAGUUCACUCUUAGUAAUGAAAUGA